Molecule: messenger RNA, 2508 nt
Organism: Brassica napus (rape)
Lineage: Eukaryota; Viridiplantae; Streptophyta; Magnoliopsida; Brassicales; Brassicaceae
Product: WEB family protein At3g02930, chloroplastic-like
Exons: 2
Coding region: 1518-2003 (161 amino acids)
Biological process (GO): reciprocal meiotic recombination
Source: RefSeq, a predicted model, not a curated record
GAAGGAAAGUGCUUAUGUGUUCUGUUGCUGAUAUAUCAGCAGAGAGAGAAUGGUCGGGAUCCUUUAGUUUCAAAGAGAAAGAAGAAGAUGGAAGUGCAAGAGACUGAGAGUGGAAGAAUCGAAGAGACAUAGACUAUUAUUUUUUUUAAUUACAACUUCUGAUCUUUUCAAAAUUAAUAGAGUAAACACAUUAAACAUUUAUAACAUAUAUGGUUUAAUUUUUUACACUUCUUAUAACACAAAAAUUCAUGGAUACGUCUAUUUUUCUGCAAAAACGUUUCCGGAACGUCUCCUUCUCUGCCCAAGCCCGUACCCGACUAUUCUUGACGUCCCGGGUUCACCUCACACAUAUUGGGGACGUUUCCUAUGCAUACCCGAGACGUCCCCGUCCCCCAACGAACCCGGUACGUGAGACGGCACCAAGUUGGAGUACCCGUGCAACCUAGCUCUCGAUCUCCCCCUCUUUACUCUUUACAUCAAAAUCUCAAGCCCUUCAAAAACACAAAACAGAGGGAUCCCUAAAAAUAGUUAGGGCUGAGUCGAGAACCAAAUCUUAUUCAUUCUAUCUGAGUUUCCUUUCCGUGGGACCUUUAAUUCAUCAAGAAUGGCGUAGAAGACACUCCAAGACUAAUAGAUAUGAAGACACUUCAUAAUGAAGGUAAGGUUAUAUAGUCUCAAACGUUUGAAUUGUAUAUUACUCAAGAAUAUAAUUUUAUUAUGCAUCCGUUUGUAAAAGUCAAUCCAGGACAACGGUUUUACCAUGUCCAGUCAAAAAUCCAAGUACCCUGUACUGCAGCUAGAUUAAGGUAAGUAUAGCUUUAGUUAGGAAGUUCUUGGUUCGGUAUAUUUUGUAAGAAUUUACCUUACGCUAAUGUAGGGAACUUCUUUCCGGACGAUUAUUUUGGCACUUGAAUGAUCGGCCUGUUACAGCACUAUUUAUUAUCUAGAAUACUUAUAUGGAAGGUCAUUACUGGGUAUCUAUUGCCUGGAUCUAUCAUUGGGCCAGGUGGGUUAAGCUUGUACAGUGAAAUAGUCUUACAUCAGCGUACGUUCUUCAAAGUUCCUCUUUGGCAACAGCUCUACUCCCAUAUGUACGAAAACUAAUGUUUAAUAGUUUCUGUAACGCUUUAUAAAAUAUGUGUUUCAACCGCAGCUUAGGAGUUGCAGCAUGAGAAGCUUUAACACGUGCUUGAGACAAUGGAAGGGAUUUAGAACAAGGAACAUGUGCCAAUUGGAGACCUUCACGUGUACUUCUCCAAUUCAAAUGACCAGUCAAGACCCAUGAAGCUGCUGGUUUCCUGUGUAAAGCUCGGAUCGUUGGUGUUCUCCAGCAAAAUGGUUGGAUCAUUUGAGGGGAGUCAGGAUCUUGAGAAAUCAGAACUGAUCUUGAGAAAUCAGAACAGCUGCUGGAGACUGCGGAAGAGUUAUUAUCUAAGGUUGAGAAAGAGGCAAAGAAACUGAAGACUGAGCUUGAAACUGUCAAGGAGGAGAAGAAACAUAGUUUAAAGAGAGAACAAAUGCUAUCGGAAGAGAAGAAUAAGAUCUUGUCAGAGCUGGAGAGGUCGAAAGAGGAAGAGGAGAAGAGUGAGAUAGCUAUGCAAAGUUUAGCUUCAGCAUUGCACCAAGAAGCAAGCAAGUUGAAAGAAACGUUGUUGAGCCUAGGUUGUCAGGACUAUGAGACACAUAUAGAAGAUCUGAAGCUGGUCAUCAAAUCAACAAACUUGAAAUACGAGAAGACACUUCACGAGGUGGAAAUAACCAAGAAACAGUUUGAGAGCUCAAUGGUGGAUUGGGAGAUGAGAGAAGCCGGUUUGGUGAACCACGUGAAGAAGUUUGAUGAAGAGGUUUCUUCAAUGGGGAAAGAAAUGAACAGGUUGGGUAAUUUGGUGAAAAGGGCAAUGGAAGAAGCUGCUGCAGCAUUGAAGAAAGAAUCUGAGAUGAAAGAUGAUCUUAAAGAUGUGGAAGAUGAGGUGAUUUAUCUUCAGGAAUUAUUUUGUUCAUAAUUAUAUGUAUAUUAUCUAAUUUUGAGCAAUAAGCAUCAUUAAUAUAAAUCAAUACCAUUAAAAGAAGAUCAUUCACUUAAUGAAAAUUACACUUUCUCAAAAAUACCCUUAUUUUUACAAAGGAUGAAAAAAAUUCAUUAACGGCAUUUAAGUCUUUUGGUUUUGGGCCUACAUAUACACCUAAAUAGAUCUAUAAAUAAUGGGCCUAUAUAUAUUUAAAAGAUAUACUAAUUUUAAAUAUAAUAUAUGUAUAAAUAUAUUACGAACUAUAAAUAAAUUAGCAAACAUGAAAAUAUCAUUUUCUUAAAUAUACAUAUCAAUAUUCAAAACAGAUCAUUUGAAUAUUAUACAUUUUUUCAAUACAAAUCAAAAUCCUAUAUCCUAUACCAUAUAUCAUAUACAUAUUUGAAUAUCAUUUUUCCAUUUAUAAUGUCAUUUUAUACAUAAUAUUGAUAUGACAAUUACGAGUGUUCAAGAAAAUUUUAAAAACUAUAUUAAAAUUAAU